This is a messenger RNA of Adelges cooleyi (spruce gall adelgid), 3086 nucleotides long. It is a transcript of the gene e, whose product is annotated as zwittermicin A synthase ZmaJ. The transcript has 17 exons. Bases 297 to 2930 code for a protein of 877 amino acids. The record is from RefSeq and is a predicted model, not a curated record. Lineage: Eukaryota; Metazoa; Arthropoda; Insecta; Hemiptera; Adelgidae.
UUAUGCGUUUAGCCAAGCAACUCUGUGAGUGGGGACCGUAUAAAAAGGUCAUUAAGAAUCAAUCACUCGUCCAUUGGCACAUAUACGUUUGCGGUGCACACAGGAUUUGUGUACAAACAAUACCAAUUUAAAAACAUCUAUUUAUGGGUUUGAAUUCGUUCACAGCCGGAUACGUCGUGUAUUUUUUUUUUCGUUUUUUGUAUUUUAAUCGUUUAGUUUUUUAAACGGUUUUAAUUUUUUUCAUUUUCUCCGUCAUCUAAAUUUGCCUCGCCGAAAUCGACACGCGACUUUUCAACAUGACUACGUCGAUAUUACAAGGACCUUCUGUUCCAAUUGGGAAAAACAUAAAGCUACACAAACUGUUUGAAAAAAAUGAAAACAUCUACGGAGACCAAAUGGCAGUGAUUUAUGAAGAACUGGGACAGCCGUCGGUCCGUUUGACUUUGGUGGAACUGAACGCCGUGUCCAACCAGCUGGCCAGGGGCAUCGCGGCACGGGCGGGAGCGGCCAACGGCGACGGCGAUUUCGUGGUGGCCGUCCAAUUGCCGCCGGACGACGGGCUCAUCGCCGUCCUGUUGGCCGUCUGGAAAUCCGGAGCCGCCUAUCUGCCCAUAGACGCGGCCGCUCCUGAGCACCGGAUCCGGCACAUCCUCGACGAGGCCAAACCCUGUUUGGUGAUCACCCACCAGCCGGACGCUAAAGUGUACGAAGACAUGUCGAACACAGUAUACAACCUCAAACAGAUGAAAAACGCCUCGACAACUUUGUCAGCUUCAAAUUUGCAAAACGAUGAAACCAUAAACGGCGGGCAAGCCGAGACGACGGCUAUAAUUAUUUACACAAGUGGCAGCACUGGCACGCCCAAAGGCGUGAGGCUCCCUCAUCAUGCCAUUUACAACCGUUUGAACUGGCAAUGGAACCGCUUUUCUUAUAGCGACACUGAACAAACAUGCGUUUUUAAAACUUCUUUAACUUUCGUCGACGCCGUUGCCGAAAUUUGGGCACCCCUCUUGCACGAUGCACCCAGGUGUCUGGUGGUAGUGCCAAAGUCAGUUACCAAAGAUCCAGAACGAUUAAUUAACACGUUGCAAGAAUAUAAGGUAGAACGUUUGGUAUUGGUCCCGUCGCUUUUGCGUGCCAUACUGUUGUACUUGGGCAUUUCCAACAACAACGAACAGCAGUGUUCGGUGCAAAACCGAAACAGAGAGCAAAGCAUUCUGGCAAGCCUCAAGCUGUGGGUCUGCAGCGGAGAACCUCUGCCCGUGUCUUUGGCUAAACAGUUUCUGGACACUUUUCCCGGUCAUACGUUAUGCAACUUCUACGGUAGCACGGAAAUCAUGGCAGACGCCACGUACUACGCUAUUAAAUCAUUCAAAGACUUGAGUUUUGGCGAUAAGAUUCCCAUAGGUUACCCUAUCGACAACACUGAAAUAUAUUUGAUGGACAACAAGGGCGUACCGGUCGAGCCGGGUGCUCUGGGAGAACUUUUUGUGGCAGGCGCUAAUUUGGCUAGCGGUUAUGUCAACAACCGAGAUCCACACAGAUUCGUCGAAAACACUGUAGCCCAAAACAAAGAUGGUAUGGACCGUAUGUACCAAACAGGAGACUACGGUAAAAUAGUAAACGGCGUGCUGUUGUACGAAGGCAGAACGGAUUCUCAGAUCAAAGUCAGAGGCCACCGAGUUGACUUGACGGAAGUGGAAGCUGCCAUUCACAAGUUGCCCGACUCGGGCAUAGAUAAGUUAGCUGUGCUUUGUUACAAACCGGACGAAGCCGAACAAGCAUUGUUGGCGUUUGUCGUUUUCGAUGAGAGUAAAAAAUCGACGAUACAAAUCGAAGAGGAACUGAAAAACGCUUUGCCCGACUACGCUUUACCACACAUAAUCGCUUUGGACACGAUGCCUUACCUGGUAAAUGGCAAAAUCGACAGACAAACGCUUUUGAAAAUUUACGCCGACAUGUCUGUAACCAACAAAGUCAACAAGCCGACUAUGGAUUACACGGGCAUCUGCACUAGUCAAAUGUCCACGGCCAAGUGUUUAUUUGAAACCGUGGCCGAAGUGCUUGGCAGUUCACUCAGGUCGCACGUCUCACCGACGUCCAAUUUCUUUGCUUUGGGCGGCAACUCGCUAAACGCAAUCUACACAAUAAGCAAGCUAGCUGAUCUCGGAUAUUCCAUAAACGUUAGCGAAUUUAUCGUAGCUCCUGACAUGGGUACAAUAGUUAAAAAGUUGAGAUUCACCGGCAAACCGCAGUUGUCCGGUUGCGACGACGACUGGUUGUUGGAAAAGUAUACUAUGCAAACUCUCGAACCAAAGCACAAAGAACAAGUUAUUAGGAUAAUAGCGCAGAGUUUCUACGAAAAAGCCGAUCUGGAAUAUUGGCUUGAGCCUGGUGUGCCGUACACUGACUAUACAGACAUCCUCGAGAUGAUUUGGGAGCCGUUGGUGGAAAAAAAAUUAAGUUUUGCAGUGUAUUCAAAAGAAUCCAAUCAAAUGGUGGGCGCAGCGUUAAACUUCGAUGCCCUAGACGAACCAGACAUUGACUUCAACGGUCGGUUACUAGUGGUUUUUGAAUUCCUCGAGCACCUCGAAGGCCCCAUUAGGGAGAAUCGGCUGCCAAAAGGCAAAGGUCGUAUACUUCAUAGCUUUAUGAUGGGCACCGACGCAUCGUUGGACGCAGCCACCAAUGUUGAAAUCAUAACAUUCAUGGAGCAGGAAAAUUUAAGAGUUGGCAAAGCCAAAGGAUUUGACGGUAUAUUUACCACCAACACAAAUCCUUUAACCCAGCAACUCGGAACAAACGUAUUCGGCUACAAAACCCUGGAAGACUGUCAAGUCAACCAGUACGUGGCACCUGACGGCAAACGAAUCUUCGGCAAAGCGCCAGACAGUCAACGGGCCAUAUGCUGUUGGAAACUCAUACUAUAAUUUAUAGAAUAGAAAAUUGUAUUUAUUUUUAAUAUCAUUGUUAGCGUUUUAAUGUUUUUAUUCAUACAUAGAGUUUAAAUUUGUUAUACACAUUUUUAAAAUAUAAGUCUUUUCAAUAAACACCACUAAGCGACUCGCUGUUUGAUACAAACAAAA